UUGCUCCAAGUGGUCCUGCGGUCCACCUCUGCCAUGAUGAUCCACGGCUUCCAGAGCAGCCACCAGGACUUCUCCUUCGGGCCUUGGAAGCUGACGGCGGCCAAGACCCACAUCAUGAAGUCUGCGGAUGUGGAGAAGUUAGCUGAUGAAUUGCAUAUGCCGUCCCUCCCUGAAAUGAUGUUUGGAGACAAUGUUCUAAGGAUCCAGCAUGGCUCUGGCUUUGGAAUUGACUUCAAUGUUACAGAUGCACUAAGAUGUGUAAACAACUACCAAGGAAUGCUUAAGGUAGCUUGUGCUGAAGAGUGGCAGGAAAGUAGGAUGGAGGGUGAACACUCCAAAGAAGUUAUUAAACCGUAUGAUUGGACCUAAACAGAUUAUAAAGGAACGUUACUUGGAGAAUCUCUUAAGUUAAAGGUUGUACCUACAACAAAUCAUAUAGAUACAGAGAAAUUGAAAGCCAGAGAACAGAUUAAAUUUUUUGAGGAAGUUCUCCUGUUUGAGGAUGAAUUACAUGAUCAUGGAGUUUCCAGCCUGAGUGUCAAAAUUAGAGUAAUGCCUUCCAGCUUUUUUCUGCUAUUGCGUUUUUUCUUGAGAAUUGAUGGUGUGCUUAUCAGAAUGAAUGACACAAGGCUUUACCAUGAGGCUGACAAGACCUACAUGUUAGGAGAAUAUACAUCACGAGACAAAAUUGCUAAUUUAAUGCACGUUCCACCUUCCCUCUUCACGGAACCUAAUGAAAUAUCACAAUAUUUACCAAUCAAGGAGGCAGUUUGUGAGAAGCUAAUAUUUCCAGAAAGAGUUGAUUCUAACCCUGCGGACUCACAAAGCACACCCUCGGAAUAGAACGUGGUACAGCCUUCUCUCCGUGUAGAGCCUGCCUGGACACCUCGGCUGUUUGUUAUGAGAAUUCAUUUCCUUGCUUAUGCUCAGAUUUUCUGUGGCCUUAAAGGAAAAUAAAAGAGCGUUACAGGCAGGUUCCACUCACCUCCCA
Mesocricetus auratus (golden hamster) is the source of this 991-nucleotide messenger RNA. RefSeq names its product TIP41-like protein. Gene Ontology annotation, biological process: TOR signaling. Lineage: Eukaryota; Metazoa; Chordata; Mammalia; Rodentia; Cricetidae. Gene Ontology annotation, cellular component: cytosol. The record is from RefSeq and is a predicted model, not a curated record.